UAAUCUCCACAAUAAAAGAGAGAGGAAACAGCCCCCAUCUCUCUCUCAACACCUUCUUGUUUCUCUCUCCCAAAAAAAAAAAAACGCCCAUAUUUCCUGGCUGUACCCCCUAGCAAGUUUCAACGUUCUUUCUUCAUCUUCUUUUCCUUUACCUCUCUGUCUGUAUCUGGAAAUGGAGGGUCGUAUCAUGGUGGAGGAUCUUCUAAACUUUACUUUGGACGUGGGUGAGGAAGAUUAUCAUUAUGACGAAAAUACCCUCAAAGCCCCUUCUUCUACCACUUCCAAUAGCCAAGACCCAGAUGACCCUGAGCAUGCAGAGGAAGAGCUGGAAUGGCUGUCGAACAAAGACGCAUUCCCGUCGGUCGAAACAUGCUUCGACAUUCUCACCCCCCACCCCAGCAUUGCCCAGAACCAACACAGCCCCGUCUCCGUACUUGACCCUACCACUACCACCACCAAUAGUAGCAACAGCAGCUCCACCAUGAGCUGCUGUGGCAGCGGCAACAACAUUCUAGCCCCAGCUCGUUACCCCAUGAAACCGCGGAGCAAAAGGAGGAGGCCAAGGCGGCCAGGUGCGUUGGCCGACCUAGCCAAUCAGCAGUAUUGGUGUUGGAGCCAAGUGGACGCAGAGAACUCUAAACAGCAGCUCCGAGUGACAGUGGUGCCGCUGAAGGCUCCCGAGAUAGGGAGGAGGUGCCAGCAUUGCGGGGCUGAGAAGACCCCGCAGUGGCGGGCGGGCCCUAUGGGGCCCAAAACACUGUGCAAUGCUUGUGGGGUCCGAUACAAGUCAGGGCGGCUCGUGCCCGAGUACCGCCCCGCGAGCAGUCCGACGUUUUCGAGCUUGUUGCAUUCGAAUUCUCACCGGAAGGUGAUGGAGAUGAGGAGGCAGACGCAGAUGGGAUGAAAUGAUGCAUGUGAAUAUAAGGUAGGUUAGUGUUGACUGGUGUGGUGAGUAGUUCUUUUUAUUUUAUUUAUUUAUUUUGGGUGCUUUUCUUGGGUUUUUUUUUUUUCUUCACAUGGUUAGAUUAGAUAAGAUUAGAAACUAGUAGGUUUUGUUGUAACGGAUUAGAACUUAGAUGUUUAGUGAAUCUUUCUUAUUUGUUACAGUAUUUUUCAUCAAUUUCUUUAGGGAAUUAUGUCUCAAGUGUGGAAACCCGAAAAAGUUUUGGUUUUGGUUU
Rhododendron vialii is the source of this 1178-nucleotide messenger RNA. RefSeq names its product GATA transcription factor 1. NCBI's taxonomy places the organism in Eukaryota, Viridiplantae, Streptophyta, Magnoliopsida, Ericales, Ericaceae. The transcript is spliced from 2 exons. Bases 173 to 904 code for a protein of 243 amino acids. Gene Ontology annotation, molecular function: sequence-specific DNA binding; zinc ion binding. The record is from RefSeq and is a predicted model, not a curated record. Gene Ontology annotation, biological process: regulation of DNA-templated transcription.